UUGAUUGUCUCAAUGAGGCAAGUCUGUUUAACUUCACAGAGACUUAACCCAUAUCUUUUCAUUCAAACAUUUCCAAGUGGCUCUAUCACUCUCUCUCUCUAAAAUGGUUCUCUCUCACUGGCCCUGGUUAAGGAGCCGUGGAUGCAACAGCAAUGAAGACUUCCUCGAGUUUAUAGAUCUACAGAGAGAUUAAUGCUUCUAAUCUCAACGAUUUCUUGUUCAAUCUGGAUCUCGAUUUCGAUUUGUGCACUAGGUAUCCAAUCGCUCGUGAUUUGGAGUUGCUGAGUUCACUUGAGAUACAGAGCUUUCAUGGGCUUGUUAUUCAUCGAGUUUGAUCUAGACUUACUAUGAGUGAACUCAAGAUUCAGAGAUUUUCAUCACGACAAAGUUCUCAUCUCUUCCAUAAACGAUGGCUCGAGCUUGGUUUGGAUGAUUUGGAUCUGAUCUAGGGUUAUGUUUCUCUCAGUUUGGAAAAGUGCGCUAUUGGGUCUAAACAUUGCUAAAAAAGGCAGAAGAUUACCAUGCCGAGUGUCCCUUGUUUGGUGGCGCAAUAGCCAGCACAUUCCCUUUUCGAUUUCAGGAUGUGUGCAACAUUCGACAAGUCCCUGAUCAUCAGGAGGUUUUUGCGGACCCUGUGCGUGAUGAGAGUUUGAUAUUUGAACUUUUAGAUCUGAAACUUGAAGUUGCCGACAAUAGAAGUGCCACCUGGUUUCUUCAAGACCUUGCCAGAGAGCAAGAUGCUGAGGGAGUCAUGGUAACUUGAGUAAUGGUGGACAAAUAUAUCCUUGGUAUUGGCAUAUUGUAUGGGCUAUUGGAAAAACAGUUAGAAAUAUUAUUUGUAACUUUAACACUUGGUCAUGCAUAAUAGAGCCUAGUGGCUAAUUUAUUUUUUCCCUUUCUGUUUGUUGGCAUUUGGAGGUGUGGUGGUAGAGUGACCAUUUAAAGAUUUUGUACAAAGAGUGAGUGGUAUGAGAUAGGAGACAUAUAGAGUAGGAGGGAGGAAGAUGAAGUUGGGAGACUGUCAUGUUACAUAAAUAGAAACAGAAUGGUAAAAUUGCCCUUUCUCACUUUUCUGAGUCUAGAGAAAUUCUAUGAAUCUCUGUGUUUUGUUUUUAGAUGCUGAACCAUUUAUUGGUUUGUCAAUUUCAUCUUGUACCCUAUGAUGUUUACCAAUCCAUGGCUGUAAGUUUGGUACUGGCAAAUUUGGCUAAUUUAUAUGAUGACACAAUUGUUUGCACUGUUAUUCAUAUAAGCUUUGUUUAUGUUGCUGAAGAAAUUAUUUAUAAUUGGUAUUUCUAAUAUGUUCUAGAGUUUCUUGGCCUCUUGGACCUCUUCCUAGCUUUAUGUUGUGAUUCUUUUGGUUGGAUUUUGAGAGAGAGUGGGUCAAGUGAUACCCUUGAAAUGUUUCGGGAUGACUUUUAUAUUGAAACUGGCAGAGAAAUGGCUGGAGAAGAAGAAUUUUCGGAAGUGAAAGUAGAUUUUCAGGAGACAUUUUUAUGCCACACAAGUCCAAUCAGUCGGUGCCGCUUUUCUGCAUCAGGAAACAAUAUUGCCAGUGCUUCUGUGGAUGGUACUGUCAGGAUAUGGACAUAUGACCCAUCAACUCCAGCAUCAAGAAAUGCGACCAUCUACUGUGGAGCAGAGAUCAUGUCACUUGAGUGGGAUUGUAAAUCAGACCGUUUGCUUCUCAUAGGCACUGUUGAUGGAGGCAUUAAAGCAUGGAAUGUUGAUGCAAAGAGAGUUGUUUGCGUUCUCAGCACAACUGAAGCAUUUCCAAGUGUCUUGGAUCUAAAAUGCAGCCCUGUGGAACCAAUUUUUGUUUCUGCAGCAGCAUCCAGAGGGUAUAUAAUCGUCAUUUUGGUGAAGAUGAUUGAUGACUUGAUGAAGCUGAAGAGAGCUGUGGAUGAAGUUAUUUUCAGAGAAUUUGGAGAGCGCACUGAAUAUUAUUAUUUUUAUGAUUUUGUAUUGUCAUAUUGUAUUUAAAGGGGUUGUAUUUAUUUAUUUAUUUAUUUUAUGGAAAAUUGAAAAAUGAAUGCUCAUUCACAUUAUGGUAUAUAUUUUGAGAAUGGUGAUGGAUUA
Camellia sinensis is the source of this 2079-nucleotide messenger RNA. RefSeq lists its product as uncharacterized. Gene Ontology annotation, molecular function: protein binding. The record is from RefSeq and is a predicted model, not a curated record. Lineage: Eukaryota; Viridiplantae; Streptophyta; Magnoliopsida; Ericales; Theaceae.